Helobdella robusta is the source of this 558-nucleotide messenger RNA. RefSeq lists its product as hypothetical. Gene Ontology annotation, biological process: anaphase-promoting complex-dependent catabolic process; protein K11-linked ubiquitination. Bases 1 to 558 code for a protein of 185 amino acids. Gene Ontology annotation, cellular component: anaphase-promoting complex. The record is from RefSeq and is a predicted model, not a curated record. Lineage: Eukaryota; Metazoa; Annelida; Clitellata; Rhynchobdellida; Glossiphoniidae. The transcript is spliced from 3 exons.
AUGGAGAGCAAAUCCGUGAAUAAGUUUGAUUCCGAUCCUUACAAAGGAGAAAAAGAAGGAAAAUUAAGAGAAGUUGGCAAUCAGGCCGUUUGGUCAGUUUCUUCUUGCAAACCAGGUUUUGGUGUUGAGCAAUUAAGGGACACUUCACUGGAAACAUAUUGGCAAUCAGAUGGACCUCAGCCUCACAUGGUCAACAUUCAGUUCAGGAAGAAAACAACAGUGUCCGAUAUUUUUCUCUAUGCUGAUUUUAAAGCUGAUGAAAGCUACACGCCUAACAGGGUGUCUGUACGAGUCGGCAACCACAUAAAUGACCUAAUAGAAAUUGACCUUGUGGAGUUCAUUGAGCCAACAGGCUGGGUCAUGAUUCCCUUGAAAAAUCUCAACGAAACUGCUGUGAGGGCAUUCAUGAUCCAGAUUGCUGUGCUAUCUAAUCAUCAAAAUGGCAGAGAUACGCAUGUACGCCACAUAAAAAUUCAUUCGCCUAUCCAAGAUUGUUCAACCUCGAAGAAGAUCAAUUUAGUGAAUAAGGAGAUGCUGCAGUGGCAGAACAUCAGAUGA